Amborella trichopoda is the source of this 1265-nucleotide messenger RNA. Its product is annotated as 28 kDa ribonucleoprotein, chloroplastic. Gene Ontology annotation, cellular component: chloroplast thylakoid membrane. Gene Ontology annotation, molecular function: mRNA binding. Gene Ontology annotation, biological process: chloroplast rRNA processing. NCBI's taxonomy places the organism in Eukaryota, Viridiplantae, Streptophyta, Magnoliopsida, Amborellales, Amborellaceae. The record is from RefSeq and is a predicted model, not a curated record.
CCACACAACUCAGAUAACCAACAACUCCCAUCUCCCUAAACACAACUCAAUUCACCCCCAAACUCUCUCUCUCUCUCUCUCUGCACCAUGGCAGCAACUGCUGGUGCGUGCUUCCCAUCUGUUGCGCGCUAUGGCAGAAACCAUCUCUCUCCUCUCCCAAGCUCUACUGACCCACUUAGAUUAUCUCUACUGAGACUUCCUUCAGUGACCACCCCUUUUACUUCCUUGGACUCUCUCUCUCUAGAAUUUCUCUCUCUUCGAUGCCCUUGUGGAAGGAGAGCCUCCCCCUCGAUCUCUUACGCAGUGGCAGAGGAGGAAGCAGCAGCCACUUCUCUUCCACAAAUUGUCACUGAAGAAGAAGAAGAAAAAGAAAAGGGAGAGCAGAUAGAAGAAGAGAGUGGAGGAGGAGGCGAAAUUUCUUCAGAUGAGAGCACUAAGUUGUACUUUGGGAAUUUGCCUUAUGGGUGUGAUAGUGCUCAGCUGGCUGGAAUUGUUCAGGAAUAUGGAAGCCCUGAAUUGGUAGAGGUACUGUAUGACCGGAAUACAGGAAAGAGCCGAGGGUUUGCAUUUGUGACCAUGAGCAGCGUAGAGGAUGCCAAUGCGGUCAUACAAAAUUUGGACGGAAGUGAAUAUGGUGGUCGCAUAUUAAAAGUGAAUUUUAGGGACAAACCCAAGGCUAAGGAGCCCCUGUAUCCGGAGACAGAGUACAAGCUCUUUGUGGGGAACUUGUCAUGGUCAGUGACCUCGGAAAGCCUCUCUCAAAUCUUUGGGGAAUAUGGAAAUGUGGUGGGGGCUAGAGUUUUGUAUGAUGGCGAGACUGGUAAAUCUCGAGGUUAUGGCUUUGUUUGUUACUCCACCAAAUCCGAGAUGGAAACCGCGCUCCAAUCCCUUGACGGAAUGGAUCUUGAAGGGCGACCCAUACGGGUGAGUUUGGCUUUGGGAAAGAGACAAUAAUUUUGAAGACAACAAAGAGUUGUUGUAGACAUAGGGAAUCAUGGUUGGGGAUGCGAAUGCCUCAACAUAAAGUCUCACCCUUCAUUCCUACCGUUAAUAUAUCAAGAAAAAAAGAAAAAGGGAGUUGGUAUAGCCAUAGAUACAGAUUGGGGAUUCCUUUGUAUUGUGCCCAAAAAGCCUCUAUUUGUGCAAAUGUGAAAGGAUUUCUUAUGUAAAGGAAUCAAAUGUGAGUUAUCUAACCAAAGAAAAGUUUAGUUAUUACAAUUAAGAUAUAAAUAAUAUCAACAUAAUGUUAAUCCAAAUGCAACUAA